AUGUUCUUUGUUCUUGUGUGGUUCUAUCUAUCUAUCUAUCUAUCUAUGGCACCUCGACUUGCUGGUUCCUUACGACUAUUAUUAAAUCACUAUAAUAAUAACAAUCUAUCUAUCUAUCUAUCUAUCUAUCUAUGGCACCUCGAUAUUAUUAAAUCUAACAAUCUAUCUAUCUAUCUAUCUAUCUAUGGCACCUCGAUAUUAUUAAAUCACUAUAAUAAUAACAAUCUAUCUAUCUAUCUAUCUAUCUAUCUAUCUAUCUAUGGCACCUAUAACUUACUACUCAUCCAUACUGUUGGCCUUGUGUCGCAUCUAAGAUUAGAAAUCACUAUAAUAAAACAAUCUAUCUAUCUAUCUAUCUAUCUAUCUAUCUAUCUAGACCUCGAUGUUUGUCUUGCUGGUUCCCUUAAAAAUCUAUCUAUCUAUAGCACCUCGAUGUUUGGCGAGAAAUCUAAGAUUAUUAAAUCAUAUAAUAACAAUCUAAUCUAUCUAAUCUAUCUAUCUAUCUAUCUAUCCAACCUCGAUGUUUGUCUUGCUGGUUCCCUUACGACUGAAUUAUUAAAUCACUAUAAUAAUAACAAUCUAUCUAUCUAUCUAUCUAUCUAUCUAUCUAUCUAUCUAUCUAAUGAAGAGACAAAGAGGAUGAUUGAAUCCAGAGAGAGAAAAGUGUAA
Messenger RNA from Acanthosepion pharaonis, 669 nucleotides. The record is from the annotation of a GenBank genome assembly. Lineage: Eukaryota; Metazoa; Mollusca; Cephalopoda; Sepiida; Sepiidae.